AUGCCGGCUUCACGAUCAAGUGUGACCAAACGUGCCUGUGACGGGUGCAAGAUUCGCAAGAUUCGUUGUGGUGGCGGCCAGCCAUGCCAGGCCUGCACCAAUUCGCACAUCAGAUGCACCUACAUUCGUGUUCAGCAGCCUCGAGGUCCGCAGCGUUUGCGCUCGACGACAAAGUAUCUCAUCGAGCAGACCCAGCGUGGGCUGGACGCUCAAAAUGCCGGAUGCGCCUCCCUGCCAGUCGGACAGGCUGGCCAUCGAACAGAGAGAUUGCGAAUACCGACUAACGUCCUUGCUCCCCCGCUCUACAUAUACCACAUGCGCAUGUAUCCAGUUUGGCCCAUCGUCACCGUCGAAAGCCUCAUCUCGGUACUACAAGAAGAUCCAGAACGAAGAGAUCUGUCGACAUACACCUUGGCGACAGCCGUCGCAGCAGCGACACUUGCUCAACUCAAGCUCGAAGAUUUGAAUACCGUCGACUCACCCACGGCAGACGCAUUCGCAGCCGAGUGCCUACACGCCCGUGAUUCGUGUGGAUAUAGAUCAAAACCGAGCCUGGACAAUAUCCGGACAUCGUUUUUCCUACAUGUAUACUAUGAGAACCAACAAUCUGGAGGAAGUGAGUCGUUGCUUUAUUUGCGGGAAGCCAUUACCAUGGCGCAAAUGAUGCGCCUGCAUGAAGAGGCCUCUUACAUCGGACUCGGUCCUGAGGAACAACAACUCCGCCGUCGCGUUCUGUGGCUGCUUUUCGUGACGGAACGGGGUGUUUGUAUUCUUCACAAACUUCCGGUGAUCCUCAGAACUAAUAUCUCGACCCCUGGGCUUGACGUCAAUGACGAGCCGCAAGUCUUGCCCGCGUUCCUAAAACUACUGAACCUAUUCCGCCUGUUCGAAAAGUCCAAGAUGUUCGAUGUUAUAGAAUGGGAGACCGUCGGUGCUCAUGACCUAAGCGGGACAGGACGGGUCGGCGCUGCUGGAUCAUACGUCGGACGUGCAGAAGGCAGAUUUAUGUGUCACCCGGCACUGGAUGCGUCUGAUCUUGUGGAAGAAUCUGUCAAGAAACAGGACGACAAGCGCGCAUUCACCGACGUCGCUUUUCUCGCCGUUAUUUCCAGUAAUGGUGGCGAAGGAGCUCUUGACCAUAGUAACUCAGAGUUGAAGCUGUACGAAAUUGCCAGUUCGCUGGCGGAUGCGGUUAUGAAUCUGGCAAUGCUCCCGCGGCCUCCUAUCUGGGACGUCGAAAGCCGUCCAAGUCAAAUUCUGGCCCGCUUACAUACCAUUCUGUCGACAUUUCGUGGUGGUGGGAACAAGCAGCUGGUUGAAUUGCUGUAUAAGAAGAUGGCCGAGGCGCAAUCGAUAAGUGGACUCACAUUGGGAGCAUCGCUCAAAGCCCCGGCUGGCAAGCCGCAAUUCCGGCAGUCACCGGAAUCAUCGACGUGUAGAAAUGCAAUGAGAGAGAAUGCUUUCCUCGGCCAGUCGCCAGCCGAAUCGAGUCAGGUGGUCAUGACGGGUUGGUUCAGUUUUGGACCUCCUUACACAUUGCAAGCAGGUGGAGACAUUGCGCAGCCCGAUUGUUUUGACGAUUGCAUCUUGCCCGACGAUAUGGUCUUGGGAAUAGCUUCGGCAUCUGACACUCCCGCCGAUGCGUGGACAACGGAGUCCCAGGUCACCACCGAAGACAUGGGGGAGAUGGCAUCACUCUUCACCUCUUUGCCAUCAUGGACGACUCCUCCUGGGGAGAUUAUCCUUGAAGAUUGUCCAAAAGAAGACGUCCUCAAUGAUACAUCGUUUGAAACUUUCUUACCCACCAAUGAGGAUAUCACUAUCUGGCACACACCGAUAGUUGGAACUUGA
This is a messenger RNA of Aspergillus thermomutatus, 1851 nucleotides long. RefSeq names its product Zn(II)2Cys6 transcription factor. Lineage: Eukaryota; Fungi; Ascomycota; Eurotiomycetes; Eurotiales; Aspergillaceae. Bases 1 to 1851 code for a protein of 616 amino acids. Gene Ontology annotation, biological process: regulation of DNA-templated transcription; DNA-templated transcription. The record is from RefSeq and is a predicted model, not a curated record. Gene Ontology annotation, molecular function: zinc ion binding; DNA binding; DNA-binding transcription factor activity, RNA polymerase II-specific. The transcript has 5 exons.